AAACGUCCAAAUACCGACCUAAAACAGGACCCGGAAAGAACAGAAGCUCCAGAGAUGAUAUCAGAAAGCCAAAUUCAAGAACUAAAGGUUGUAAGCACCAAAACUCAGAGUGCUGAGGAAGCUAAAGAGAAGACUGAAACAAAGGAUUCAUCGGUUAAGAAUUUGAUGAAGGAAAUAGCAACUGCAAACACUAACUAUGAAGUUAGCAACCAACAGGAUCAGAAGUCCGUAAUUGUUAAAGAUCAACAUGAGGACGUAAGAAAACCAGAUACAAGCAAAUCAACAGAAUCCAAAGGUCUAAAUACCGACCUCGAACAGGAACCGGAAAGAACAGAAGCGCCGAAGAAAAUAUCAGAAAGCCAAAUUCAAGAACUAAAGGUUGUAAGCACCAAAAUUCAGAGUGCUGAGGAAGCUAAAGAGAAGACUGAAACAAAGGAUUCAUCAGUUAAGAGUUUGGUGAAGGAAAUAGCAACUGCAACUGCAAACGCUAACUAUGAAGUUAGCAACCAACAGGAUCAGAAGUCCGUAAAUUGUUAAAGAUCAACAUGAGGACGUAAGAAAACCAGAUACAAGCAAAUCAACAGAAUCCAAAGGUCUAAAUACCGACCUCAAACAGGAACCGGAAAGAACAGAAGUGCCGAAGAAAAUAUCAGAAAGCCAAAUUCAAGAACUAAAGGUUGUAAGCACCAAAACUCAGAGUGCUGAGGAAGCUAAAGAGAAGACUGAAACAAAGGAUUCAUCGGUUAAGAGUUUGGUGAAGGAAAUAGCAACUGCAAACGCUAACUAUGAAGUUAGCAACCAACAGGAUCAGAAGUCCGUAAUUGUUAAAGAUCAACAUGAGGACGUAAGAAAACCAGAUACAAGCAAAUCAACAGAAUCCGAAGGUCUAAAUACCGACCUCAAACAGGAACCGGUAACAAUGGAAGCACCAGAGAAGAUUUCAGAAAGCCAAAUUCAAGAACUAAAGGUUGUAAGCACCAAAACUCAGAGUGCUGAGGAAGCUAAAGGGAAAACUGAAAUAAAGGAUUCAUCGGUUAAGAGUUUGGUGAAGGAAAUAGCAACUGCAAACGCUAACUAUGAAGUUAGCAACCAACAGGAUCAGAAGUCCGUAAUUGUUAAAGACCAACAUGAGGACAUAACAAAGCCAGAUACAAGCAAAUCAACAAAAUCCAAACGUCCAAAUACCGACCUAAAACAGGACCCGGAAAGAACAGAAGCUCCAGAGAUGAUAUCAGAAAGCCAAAUUCAAGAACUAAAGGUUGUAAGCACCAAAACUCAGAGUGCUGAGGAAGCUAAAGAGAAGACUGAAACAAAGGAUUCAUCGGUUAAGAAUUUGAUGAAGGAAAUAGCAACUGCAAACACUAACUAUGAAGUUAGCAACCAACAGGAUCAGAAGUCCGUAAUUGUUAAAGAUCAACAUGAGGACGUAAGAAAACCAGAUACAAGCAAAUCAACAGAAUCCAAAGGUCUAAAUACCGACCUCGAACAGGAACCGGAAAGAACAGAAGCGCCGAAGAAAAUAUCAGAAAGCCAAAUUCAAGAACUAAAGGUUGUAAGCACCAAAAUUCAGAGUGCUGAGGAAGCUAAAGAGAAGACUGAAACAAAGGAUUCAUCAGUUAAGAGUUUGGUGAAGGAAAUAGCAACUGCAACUGCAAACGCUAACUAUGAAGUUAGCAACCAACAGGAUCAGAAGUCCGUAAUUGUUAAAGAUCAACAUGAGGACGUAAGAAAACCAGAUACAAGCAAAUCAACAGAAUCCAAAGGUCUAAAUACCGACCUCAAACAGGAACCGGAAAGAACAGAAGUGCCGAAGAAAAUAUCAGAAAGCCAAAUUCAAGAACUAAAGGUUGUAAGCACCAAAAUUCAGAGUGCUGAGGAAGCUAAAGAGAAGACUGAAACAAAGGAUUUACCAAUAAAGAAUGAGACCUCAAUUGUGAAUGCCAACAGUGAAGUUAGCAUCCAACAAGACCAGAUGUCCAUACUUGCUAGAGACCAAGAUGAGGACAUAACGAAACCACAGAAAAACAAAUCAACAGAAUUCAAAUGUCCAACUUCUAAGCUAGAAGAGGAACCAGAGACAGUAGGAAUUAAAGUCCAAAAGAAGACAACGGAGACACAAAUUUUACAAAUGGAUACAACUCGAGAACUCCACUCAAUAAGCACUAAAGCUCAGAGUGCUAAAGAUGUCAAGGAAAAGACUGAAACAAAGGAUUCAUCAGUAAAGAGUUUGGUGAAUGAGACAGCAACUGCGAACGCUAACUAUGAAGUUAGCAACCAACAGAUUCAGAAGUCCAUAAUUGUUAGAGAUCAACAUGACAAUAUAACAAAACCAGAUGCAAGCAAAUCAUCAGAAUCCAAACGUCCAAAUACCGACCUAAAACAGGAACAGCAAACGGUAACAAUGGAAGCACCAGAGAAGAUUUCAGAAAGCCAAAUUCAAGAACUAAAGGUUGUAAGCACCAAAACUCAGAGUGCUGAGGAAGCCAAAGGGAAGACUGAAAUAAAGGAUUUAUCAGUGAAGAGUUUGGUGAAUGAGCCAGCAAUGACAACCGAAGCUCCAGAAAAGAUUUCAGAAAGCCAAAUUCAAGAACUAAAGUUUGUAAGCACCAAAAUUCAGAGAUCUGAUGGAGCUAAAGAGCAGACUGAAACAAAGGGUUCACCUAUAAAGAGUCUGGUGAUUGAGAUUGUAAUUGAGAACUCUGAAGUUACCACCCAAAAGGACCAGAAGCCUGUCGUAGAUGAACAUGUGAAGAUUAAGAAACCAGACAAAAACUCUGAACAAUCCACAGAUUUCAAAGCCCCAACUGCUAACCCAGUUGUUUUCUCAACUGAAAAAGCAAAGGCUGAUAAGAAACAGAAAAAAAGAAAAGAAAUUAAAGAGGGUGUUGAAGUUGAGAAUAAAGUGACAAAGCAGGAGGAUCAGCAGAUGAAGGCAUCAAAGAUGGAUGCCAAGCAAGAGUCAGAAGGCAUUUUUGUAAAAGAUGCAUCUAGCAAAAAAGGUGGUGGAGAACAAAAGGACAAACCCACUGCUGUUCCAGAUAAAGUACCAAAUACCACUGAUGCUCUUAGGAAUGAUGAAGACACCAAAGAAAAAAACAAAACAGAUAGCAGUUUGAAACAGGAACUGCAGACUUUAAGAGAAGAGAAAACCAGUGAUCCACAAAAGCCUGCAAUGCCAACACUUAUUGGCAGUAUGUCUCUUUCUGCGACCGCGGAACCACCUGCAACAUCUCAAAGUCUACAGCUAAGGAAGGAAUCUCCAUUGAGCUGGUUAAAUGUGGAGCAUCAAAAACCAAAGAAGGAACAUAAAAGAAGACUAAAGGCCUCAACCAGUGAGGAUGAAUCUCUUCAGCUUGAUGACUUUGAUGAUUUUAUCAGGAGCAUUAAGGAGGGCUGCAUUCCAUUCUCACUACCUCCAAAGAGGCAUACUCGUAAAAAGUCCCCAUCUCCACCUUUUUCCAUGCCAGCCAUCAAGGAGGACCAUUUUGAGAAAAUGUUUGAUCUAGAGGAUUUCCAGUUCGGCUUAGGAAAUAAUGGUUUUAGGGAUCCUUCCCCUGCUAUGGUGAUUAAACAAAGAGCAGCUAAUAGGAAAGGACGGACCCUGGAAAAAAGUGCACAAGAUAAUGCCAUGCACACAUCUAGAGACCAGUUGAAUUCACUUGAUGAGAUAGAAGGAAAAGAUGGAGUCAAAGAGGGGACAAAUAUUGAAGCAGGAACAGAAGAAAGACAAAACAAUGGAGAAGAGCCUGGGAAGCUGACGUCACGACUUGAAAGGAUAUCCAUCCUCUCCAGCUUACUGACUUCCCCUUGGUCCUCCAGGGAGCCCCAAGAGGAAGCGACCUCCGCCUCAAAUAGCACACUUUCUAACCAACAACAGGGCCUGCUAUCGCUUAGAGAACAGGGAGUUGCUGAUUCGCCUCUGCCUGCCGUUGAAGCAGAUAAGAAGGGUGUAAAAGGUAUAGAUCAAGGCCCACUUGUGGGUGGUGGUAUAGGUACAGUUAGUGAGUCAGCACUCAACCCUUCCUCUCCUCCUCCUCCUUCCCUGCCCUUGUUCCCGGAGAUAAAGCUGCCUGAUCAUUUAGAGAAAUACCUCAAGAAGGACAAAUCCGACUCUGAGGCCUCCCAGGGCACUACACAGAUGACUAAAACUAAACUGAAUCCUGAUGGUACUGUGAUGGACCAGGCCUCAGUAGCAGGAGUACCUAAUAUAAAUGUGGGCAUGGAGGGCCCUGCAGGACUGCCUCCAACCAGCAACAACAGCCAGCAGACUUCUCGAAAUGGACUUUCUACUUCUAAGACUAAGGUACCUGCGGUAAGAGGGUUCCACAAAAGGCCUGGAAAGAUGAUCAUACAUGAACAUGCUCAGUUUGGAGGGCAGCCGUUUUGAACCUACUGUGAUGUAGAGGACGCCACCACAAUGAAGCUGUCCCCUGAUCAUCUCAGUCAGAAUCAUCAGAGGAUGCUGGCUCCUCUAUGAAAAAACCUGGCUUCAAGGGUCGUAUACAUCGCCCUUGAGGAAGGUCCUACAGAGCACCUAGUGAAUAUGGGGCAGAGGAGGGAACUCCAACGACACUAGACCAGAUGGGUCAGCCUGUACCACAGCACCUAUGGUCAUAGGUUCUAUUCGAUUGGCAGUUAGAGAUCUAUAGCGUACCCCAAAUUUGACCUGUUUUUCAGAGGUAAACGGGUUGGGGAGGAUGUCAUCUUACUGUGGCGACGCUGUAGCAGAUUGUCUCUUUCGGGAUCCCACAGAACCACCGGCUCAAUUAAGGUUCACUCUGGAGUCUGGCUGGCUGUACACUGAUCCAGGGUUUGGUAGGUUUUGUUUGGAGUGCUGGAGGUGGGAGAGUAUCCCUGCCCACAGGACUGGGGUUUCCCUGAGCCCUUCAUCGGGUCUCUCAGACCCCUCCGAAUGGUACAG
Messenger RNA from Sebastes umbrosus (honeycomb rockfish), 4921 nucleotides. It is a transcript of the gene crybg1a, whose product is annotated as crystallin beta-gamma domain containing 1a. Gene Ontology annotation, biological process: lens development in camera-type eye; visual perception. Bases 920 to 4387 code for a protein of 1155 amino acids. NCBI's taxonomy places the organism in Eukaryota, Metazoa, Chordata, Actinopteri, Perciformes, Sebastidae. The transcript has 6 exons. The record is from RefSeq and is a predicted model, not a curated record. Gene Ontology annotation, molecular function: structural constituent of eye lens.